GGCUCCACCCUUCUCCUCUUGGACAGCUGCCCGGCUGAGUAGGGUCGGGUCGGGGGCGUGGAGACUGGACGAGGUCCGCCGACCUGCUCUCGCCCACCUCCCCAGCCCCCAGAAGCCAGCGCGCAUUCCUGGUGCCCCCGCGUCCCCCGCGAGCAGGGACCUCACACCCCCGCGCCGCCGCGUCUUGAAUCUGAAAACAGUGCCCUGGGCUCCAGCUGGCUUCAUGGAAAGAAGAAGAGUCCCCUGCAGAUGCUCUAUGACCUGAACAAGGGCCCGCUCUCGGCCCUGGCCGAGGUGCACCGGCAGAGACGUGAUCUGCUGCAACGCGCCUGCAGCCGCCACACACGCCGGCAGCGCCUGCUGCAGCCGGAGGACCUGCAGCACGUGCUGGUGGACGAUACGCACGGCCUGCUCUAUUGCUACGUACCCAAGGUGGCCUGCACCAACUGGAAGCGCGUACUGCUGGCACUGAAUGGCAGUGUCCGCGGGGACCCACGCUCCAUCCCUGCGCACGAGGUGCACGCUCCAGGCCGCCUGCCCUCUCUGGCCGACUUUAGCCCCGCAGAGAUCAACCGGCGCCUACGUGCCUACCUGGCCUUUCUCUUCGUGCGCGAGCCCUUCGAGCGCUUGGCCUCCGCCUACAGCAACAAGUUCGUGCGGCCCUACAGCGCGGCCUUCCAGCAACGUUAUGGCACGCGCAUCGUGCGGCGCCUACGGCCGCGCCCACACCCAGAGGCGUUGGCCCGCGGCCACGACGUCCGCUUCGCGGAGUUUCUGGCUUACCUGCUGGACCCGCGCACGCGCCGCGACGAACCCUUCAACGAGCACUGGGAGCGCGCCCACGCUCUUUGCCACCCGUGCCGCCUGCGCUACGACAUCGUGGGAAAGUUCGAGACGCUGGCAGAGGAUGCGACCUUCGUGCUGGGCUUUGUGGGUUUGCCUGGCCUGCGCUUCCCUGCGCCUCCGCCCCCGGCCAAAGCGGCCACCACUCAUGACCAAGCUGCGCGCCUCUUCCAGGACAUCAGCCCCUUCUACCAGCGACGCCUCUUCGACCUCUACAGGAUGGACUUCCUGCUGUUCAACUACUCCACUCCCUCUUACCUGCGGCUGCACUAGCCUGCCGGGGCCCUCCAGGGUACAUUGUAGGGGGGCCCGAGAAUGGGUGUUUCUAAUGGGCCCCGGGGACUCCACUCUGACAAUCACUGCACUGGGCUGCCAUCACACCUGUCUGGGUUUGGGUGCAGCCCGCCUCAGGUGCUGUUCAUCUGUGUACCUGCCGCCUGUCCCGUCUGUCGUUUGGUGCUUGCUUCCUUUAAUUGCUCUAGCUGUCAGGUGCUUCCUCAGGAUCCCUGGGUGGGUGGAGUUUCAGGUUGCAAAGAGGCCAUUUUUUUGUCAGCUCUCUCCCCAAACCUGUCCAUGGUGCAACAGGGCAGAAUGCUGGCUCCAGGCAGCCAGUGACUCAUCCCAGUACCCUCCCCAAAUCACCCUCUCUUGUAAGGACAGCCCUGGUCAAGGAGAGAAGCCCUCCCAUGCUGGACUUGGGCUGGGGCCAUCCUUGUCUCUGGGCAUGGCUCAAGAGCCAGCGGUGAGCUGUUUUCAUUCUGCCUGUCACAGAGCAGGGCUGCCUUUCCUGUGGCUGACCCCACCCUUGGUCUCAGUCUGGCCAGAUGCUAGGUCGCCUCUGUGUGCCCACAGAGCCCAGGAGGGGUGCACUACGAUCGAUGGCAGGUGUUAUAGGGCCUUGGUGAGCUGGGAAGCUCAUGUUAUUGAAAUAAAUGUGUUUUGUUACUUCUGCCA
Rhinolophus ferrumequinum (greater horseshoe bat) is the source of this 1797-nucleotide messenger RNA. RefSeq names its product carbohydrate sulfotransferase 13 (gene CHST13). Gene Ontology annotation, biological process: proteoglycan biosynthetic process; carbohydrate biosynthetic process. Lineage: Eukaryota; Metazoa; Chordata; Mammalia; Chiroptera; Rhinolophidae. The record is from RefSeq and is a predicted model, not a curated record. The coding region runs from base 250 to 1116 and encodes 288 amino acids. The transcript is spliced from 3 exons. Gene Ontology annotation, molecular function: sulfotransferase activity. Gene Ontology annotation, cellular component: membrane.